GCGAAUUGGAGUCGUGAACUGGCCGUGCUGCAUGUCGGGAACAAAUUUUGUAGCUUAGAGACCACGGAAAAUAAACAAGAGAGCUUAGGCCUGUUUGCGGCGUUUACUGUGAUGACUGGAAAUGUGUGCGGUGCCCGAAAAGCCACUGUUGCCGGCUGCGAUAAAGGCGAUUAUGAUGAACAAAUCCGACGUAUUCAGGCACAUCUUCGGGACAGUGAAUCAAAGAGGAUGGAAUUGGAAAGAAAAAUGCUUGGAUAUAGCACACCUGAUACUUCCAUAACUAAACUGAAAUACACAAAUCUAAAAAAAUAUUUAAAUGAAAUAUGUGAACGGCAGAAGAAAUCUCUGCUCCGAAACCAAGAUUUAUUAAAAGAAUUUGAUUGCAUUGAAGCUCACAUUAGGAAGUUUGCUUCAAGAUCAGAGUCCCUUCAAAAGCUAAAGGUAGAGUAUGAAAAAGAAAUUAAAAAUAGGCUGUUAGUUGAGAGAAAAGAUACGUUAAAACACGAAAUGAGAGAUGCUACUGAACAUCAGAUGAUUCCAGAAGCAAGGCAGUCAGGAAUUAAUGCCAGGACAGCCAUAUCAAGAGGACUAUAUCAUACAGCAACUAUCUUUAUGGGCCGCCAAAUGUCAGCUGUCUCAGGCAUUGAAGAUUUCAGUGCACUGCAGAAGUCUGAACUCACAAAGGGCUUUUCAAUUUCUGACCCACAUUCCUAUAGACAACCAUCACAGAGCUGCUAUAUGACAGACAGCUGUGUAGUUCAAACUAAUAAUGAUCUACAGUACUCAAAUAAGUCUGACAAAAUAGAUGGGAAGACAUCUCUGCUGAAAGGUGAAGAAAUGCCAGUCACAUCCAGUGUAUCGUAUGAGAAUGAAAGAACUUCUUUAACAGCGGAAAGUAUAGCAAAUAAUGACAGCAAUAAUAUUGAGGAAAACAAUGUCCACCCUGAACCUAAAUUUCUGCUACACAGAAAAUUAAGUUCUGAGAGCAGAUCCACCAGUUUGAAAAGUUACAGUUCCUGUAAACCAUUGACCCGUGAACAUUCUUUACAAUAUGAACAAGGAACUAAAGAGCCAAUCUCGUUAAUCAGUGAUCCCAGUGUUUCUGCCAAUGAGUGCUCAGAAGAAAAAUUCCCAGUUUUGAGGAGCCCCAUGCACUUGGACAAAAAUAUACUGCAGGAGGAAGAUAAAAGUUUGAGUGGCAGCACUGAUCUUACUGUUUCAUUGAGUGAAGAGGAAGAGGAAUCAAAUUAUUUGAAACUACAACAAAAUCUAAACAGUACAGAUUGCAAAUUUGACAACAUAAUAUGUAAUAAUGAAGAAUAUUCUCAAAUGUUUUUUUCAACUGAACAUUCAUCUUCUGGCCCUGAGCUAAGGGAAUGUCUGUCAUUUGAAGGAUUUUGUCAUGUCUUAACUUUCAUAGAAGAACUGGUGGCCAAUGUACCUUCUGGAUGCUCGGCAUUAUACCAGAGAGGAACUGCUAACACAGCAGAACUAGAGAAGCUUAUAAGCCUCUGUAAUAAAGGUGGCAACUUGGCACAAGAAAACUUUGAGGCAUGUGAAGCGCUUGUCCUUUAUCAACUUCAGAAAUUAUUGCAAAAUACAAUGAAUGGAUGCCUUUUACAAGAUAAAAUGCUUAAUGACAAAAAGGAAAGACUGAAUGAAGGACAAAGCAGAUCUGAAUUGGCAUCUUAUUUUACUAAGAUUUGGGAACGUUUAAGCAAGCAUAUCUUAUUCUUGCAAAAGCACCACAUUUUGCUCAGACAAGAAGUGAAAGACAUGUUUGGUACCCUAUUGAUUUUGGAGAGUCAUAAAGAAGAAAGCCCGACUUCUCCAGUGUUGAAAGACUUUGUAGAAGAUUGUGAAGACAGAUCAUUUUCCUGUAGCGAUAAAACCUCCUAUAAUUCACAAGCAAAAAAUAGCCCAGAAGAGCAAGGUUUGAACAUCAGUGGCUUAAAAGAACAAAAAAGUAAUGGAACCAGUUCUGAGCCCAGUUUUUCAUCUCUGGAGAGGAAAAGCUCUUUGUCAAGAGAUGAAAAUCAAAGAGGAAUAACAUCUACAAUAAAAUCUAAAGCUUUUUGGGGAGAGUCUGAUGACAGCAAUUCUGAUAUUGAAGCAGCCCUACGCCCUCAGGAACACUGUUCACAAGAAGAUGGAUUCAGUGAUUUCUAUGACUAACUUGAUACUCAUUUACAAACAAAUGAUAAAAAGCCAGUAGCAAUUUUUCAGGAUGAAAGUAGUUUCAGGAAGUCAAUCUGGAAUGGAUAUCCUGAUGGCAUUUUUAUGUACCUUACCAUAGCCACUUCUUCACACCAAAUUAUCCUGUCAUUCUACUUUCAACCAAUAUGUUUGUAAAGGGUAAUCUGGGUUCACAACGAAAAUUGUGGACUGUUGAUCAGAGUACCCUACGCAUGAAAACGACUGAGACUGGUUGUAUACAAUAACAGUCACUUGCAGACAAACUGGGGUUUGAUAUUCCUUUACUUUUAGGGAAAAGGCAAAGACAUGGUCCAAAAACAAUUCCAGGUCAUACACAUAUAAAGUCAGUCCAGGUAUGUUACAAAUAUCAAGUCUUCUUACCAAUGUAGACUUGCACAACAAACAAGGUCGUCUUUCAGUUCGGCAAAAUUUCAAUUCACAACAGUCAGUAGCUUGAGGAAUCAUAACUAGCCAUGAUCAAGCAACGAUCAUAAAGCUCAAAUAUACAGUUGCAGCAUGUCAUCAGGUUACAAUGCUGUAGCAUCCCUGUAGAUUCCCCACAAGCCAUAAUUUAGUAGUCCUUUUAUACAUUGGCUACAGAGCUCAACCAAUCAGGAUGCUUGCAUGAUGAGCACAGCCUUAAAGCAAUAUCAUGCUUUUCUACAAACAUACAUAGUUAGUUUAUAUAUUGCCUGGCCAACUAGUUAGGCAAAUAACAAUUUCCUGACAAUGUUUAUGAAUGAUUGUAAUAUUCUUCUGAAAACCAAGCUAAAAGAGCACCAAAACCAGAACACUGUAAGAUUUAUACCUGGACUUAUUUGAAAUCUGAAAUACAAAGAGAGAGGGAAGAGUAAUUUUGGAGCUGGAAAAUUGUAGACCUUUAAUUUAUAUAUUCCCUGUAUACCUGUUCCUUGAUCCAGUUGCUUGGUUGAAAAAAGUUUGUUGUUGUAUUUGAAUGGCCAUCAAACUAAUGGAUUCAGUUCAGGUCAAAGCAACCAUGUUUAUUAAUACGAUUAUGAAUUUUGCAUUAAAUAAAAAGCAACUGAUGGGGUUGGGACCUUGUUUGUAUUUGUAGUUUUAACGAUUCACUACUGUUUACAUCAGGAGGGAAGCUUUUAGUUAUGAAAAUAGUUGCAGAAAGAAGGGCAGGGGGAUGAUUAAGAGGACAGAGGGAAUGUCACAAAAUGAACGAUUGCAUGAAUAAUGGCAUUUCUGGCUUAGCUCUAUAGCUAAUUUUUUAGCUAUAGAAGUAAAGCAUAUUAUUUCAGAAAUCAGAUUUGUAAACAUGUAUCUUAUCUUUAGUUUUUCAUAGAUGAUGCAAGAUAUUUGUUAUCUUUUUAUACUCCCAAUAAAAUGUACUGAAAACUUGGAAGAAACUGUUUUCACAAACUUUGUUUAUAUUUUAAAAUUGAUAAUGAUCAUUAAAUAAUCUUU
Ahaetulla prasina is the source of this 3630-nucleotide messenger RNA. RefSeq names its product kizuna centrosomal protein (gene KIZ). Gene Ontology annotation, biological process: spindle organization. The transcript is spliced from 13 exons. The coding region runs from base 112 to 2175 and encodes 687 amino acids. The record is from RefSeq and is a predicted model, not a curated record. Gene Ontology annotation, cellular component: centrosome. Lineage: Eukaryota; Metazoa; Chordata; Lepidosauria; Squamata; Colubridae.